ACAAAUCCAAAUUCCUAGCUCCAUCGACAAUCGACUCCGCCUCCUCACUCGCCCCCCCGCGGCCACUCUUUCGGUGCCCUUACAAGUAUCAUUCCGCAUCCUAGCCCAUGUCUGGUUACUGGUAGGACACCGGCGAGGCGCCUCAUCAGCACGUCUCUCAACGCGCCUCCAUCCCCAGGCACAGCCUCAACCCCCUUACGUAGACCGGUGCCGAACCGCCUCCAGGCUUCCCUAUGGCCGAUCCCAAUAAAGACGACGGCACACGGGGUGCACCCUCUGAUGCUCCUGCACGAAGGCAGCGCGCCCCCACCAUCACAAUCGACACAUCUGCCGUCAAUCAAAACACCCAGGAUAUGGGAGACUCGGUGCCCCUGAGGGACAAUGAGUCUACACCUCAACAGCACCACCGCGACGACCACGCAGAUGUAUCACCACAGACAAUCCAACCGCCGACGGAGCUACGGGCGACGGCAUCCUUCGACAGCAAGGAGAGUCGGCCAACCUCCCCUCACAAUGUCUCUUCACCAACCGCCCAAGUGGGCAACCCUCACAAUUUCCUCUCGGUUCCGGGAGCACCACGAUCAAGAGGCAACUCCCUCGACUCGACUCCGGAGAAUGCCGAAAGCACAUCUAGCGCCACCUACAUGGCCUCUUCUCAAGGCGAGACCCUGCGAGGAGAAGCGAGCACUCACGACAUCCUGAACGACAAGGACGCAUUGAAGCCCGAUCCUGGCACAGAGGAGGAUUUCGAGAGGGAGAACAACAAAUUUGCUUUUACACCCGGUCACCUAGGCAAGAUGGUGAACCCGAAAAGCUUGGCCGCCUUCUACGCUCUGGGAGGCCUCGAUGGCCUGGAAGCUGGUCUUCGCACCGACAGAAAUGCCGGCUUGAGCGUUGAUGAACAGCACCUGGACGGCACCAUAUCAUUCGAUGAGGCGACCACGCAUAGACGAUCCCACGGACCUUCCAAGUCGAACCCAGACAUGGGCGUGAGCCACGCCGCCACCGAACCCAUCCAUCACGGGGACAAUUCAUUCUCAGAUCGCAAGCGCAUCUUCAGCGACAAUCGCUUGCCGGUCCGAAAACCCAAGAGCAUCUUCCAGCUCGCCUGGAUAGCGUACAACGACAAGGUCCUUAUCCUGCUUACCGCCGCCGCCAUCAUCUCGCUUGCGCUUGGUCUGUACCAGACGUUUGGCGCUCAACACGAUCCCGAAGACGGUGCCAAGGUCGAGUGGGUGGAAGGAGUGGCCAUCACCGUAGCCAUCAUCAUUGUAGUCGUUGUUGGCGCUCUCAACGACUGGCAAAAGGAGCGCCAGUUUGUCAAGCUGAAUCGGAAAAAGGAGGAUCGCAGUGUCAAGGUCAUACGGUCAGGCAAGACUCGCGAAAUAUCCGUCUAUGAUGUCUUGGUUGGCGACGUUGUCCACCUGGAGCCCGGAGACAUGGUGCCUGUUGAUGGCGUCCUCAUCCAGGGCCACGGAGUCAAAUGCGACGAAUCCUCUGCUACUGGCGAAUCGGAUUUGAUGAAGAAGAUGCCUGCCGAUGAGGCGUUCCGCGCCAUUGAAAACCACCAGAACCUGAAAAAGGUGGAUCCCUUCAUCAUGUCAGGCGCAAAGGUUUCCGAAGGCGUGGGGACAUUCCUCGUUACCGCCACCGGUGUAAACUCGUUUUAUGGGAAGACAAUGAUGUCUCUGCGCGAAGACAACGAAGUCACGCCUCUACAGUCCAAGCUGAAUGUCCUUGCAGAGUACAUUGCAAAGCUGGGUGGCGCUUCCGCCUUGCUCCUCUUCGUUGUGCUUUUCAUUGAAUUCUUGGUCGGUCUGAGGAAUAGCGACGCGAGUGCAGCCGACAAGGGCCAGAAGUUCCUCGAUAUCCUCAUCGUAGCCAUCACCGUGGUGGUCGUUGCUGUUCCGGAAGGCCUGCCUCUGGCAGUGACGCUGGCGCUGGCUUUCGCUACCACUCGCAUGUUGAAGGACAACAACCUGGUGCGAUUGCUACGAUCUUGCGAGACCAUGGGGAAUGCUACGACAAUCUGUUCGGACAAGACAGGAACCCUCACGACGAACAAAAUGACGGUCGUGGCUGGCACUCUAGGAACUGCUCUGCGCUUCGGAGACCGUAAACUCAAUGAAAGGACGCCGGCCGAGCCUGUCGACGAUGGUGCUAAGGGCAAACAACCAGACUCGCCAGUGGAUAGUUAUGACGAUGUCUCCCCUUCUGAAUUCGUCUCCACUCUUAGCAAGGACGUCAAGGAGGUGCUACGGAGGUCCAUUGUUCUCAACACCACCGCCUUUGAGGGCGAGCAGGGCGGCCCCGACCCAUUUAUUGGCUCAAAGACCGAGACUGCGCUUCUCGGCUUUGCUCGGGACCAUCUUGGUAUGGGCUCACUUAGCACCGAGCGGUCCAACGCGAAUAUUGUCCAGAUUGUGCCCUUCGAUUCCUCGAUCAAGUGCUCGGCUGUUGUAGAGAGGCUAGGUGACGGUCGAUAUAGGCUUUACGUGAAGGGAGCGUCUGAAAUCCUCCUUCGGAAAUGCGAACGUAUCGUCUCCGAUCCGACCAAGGAGCUGGCUGACAUACCCCUCUCCAAGGACCAUCGGGACACGCUCGAAACAGUCAUCACCACCUAUGCCUCUCGCUCUCUUCGAACCAUUGGUCUCGUGUACCGUGAUUUUGAGAGCUGGCCACCGAAGGAAGCCCGGAAGGCCGAGGAUGACCCGUCACAAGCCGUCUUCGAAGACGUAUUCAGGAACAUGACAUCCCUAGCCAUUGUCGGCAUCCAGGAUCCCCUCCGUGAGGGUGUUCGGCAGGCCGUGAAGGAUUGCCAAAAUGCUGGAGUGUUUGUUCGCAUGGUUACGGGCGAUAACGUCAUGACCGCCAAGGCUAUCUCCGAAGAUUGCGGUAUUCUGGUUCCUGGGGGCCUUGUUUUGGAAGGACCUGCCUUCAGAAAACUGUCGAAGCGGGAAAUGGAUGCCGUCAUUCCCAAGCUCUGCGUGCUCGCUCGUUCCAGUCCGGAGGACAAGCGCAGGCUCGUCAAACGCCUCAAGGAGCUUGGCGAGACUGUGGCCGUUACGGGAGACGGUACCAACGAUGCGCCUGCCCUCAAAACCGCAGACGUAGGUUUCUCCAUGGGCAUCGCCGGAACAGAAGUUGCAAAGGAGGCGUCCGCCAUCAUUCUCAUGGACGACAACUUCGCUUCCAUCGUCAAGGCUCUCCUCUGGGGCCGAGCAGUCAACGAUGCUGUCAAGAAGUUCCUCCAGUUCCAGAUCACCGUCAACAUCACCGCCGUCAUCCUCACCUUUGUCACCGCAGUUAGCAGUGGCGACCAGUCGUCUGUGCUCAAGGCUGUGCAACUGCUCUGGGUGAACCUUAUCAUGGACACAUUUGCUGCCUUGGCGCUUGCCACGGACCCUCCUACGAGGAGUUUACUGGACAGGAAACCGGAGCCCAAAUCGGCACCACUGAUUACGCUCAGGAUGUGGAAGAUGAUCAUCGGACAGUCCAUCUAUCAGCUAGUAGUCACUUUCAUCAUCUUCUAUGCCGGAGAGGACAUCCUCUCCUAUCACUCGGAGCGCGAGAGGGCCAUGAUGCCAACGUUUGUGUUCAACACAUUCGUCUGGAUGCAAAUCUUCAACGCUCUCAACAAUCGCCGUCUGGACAACCGUUUCAACAUCUUCGAAGGAAUCACGCACAACCUCUUCUUCGCCAUCAUCUUCCUGAUCAUGGUUGGUGGACAAACCAUGAUUGUCUUCGUUGGUGGCUCCGCAUUCUCCGUCACCCGGAUCAAUGGCCCAUUGUGGGGCUACUCCAUAGCACUGGGAGCCCUGUCCCUUGUGGUUGGUGCUAUCAUCCGUCUCAUUCCCGAUGAACUGGUCGCACGUUGCAUUCCCGAAUUCAUGAAGAGGAAGCGUACUCCGGAAUUGGUGGUCUCCGACGACUUCCAAUGGAACCAAGGCCUCCUUGAGGUUCGUGAGGAACUCGCCUUCAUCAAGAAGGUGCGCGGCGGGCGUCUUAGCAACCUCAAGUUCAAGGUGCAGCAUCCUCGCGAGAUAUUCUCCAGGUCCCGGUCCAGCUAUUCGCUCCCCGGUACACCGAGUAACGGCGCGGCUGAUGGAGAGGGAGUCUCGGCGCCCCCAACUCCCGAUUCCAGGAGCAGACGCCGUGGACGCUCCCGAUCCAACUCGGCCUUCGGCCCAGCUACCGUGAUGGCUGGCAUCGUGGCUGGCAGCGUCGCGGGCUGGUCACCGAUUGAUCCGGGAGGCGAGGACAAUCAGUCUUUAAAGUUUGCCCGCACCGGCAAACGCUCCGACCUGGAAGCCCAAGAGGGUAUCGAAGUGCAUCCCGCGACCAAGUCGUCCGACCCGAUCCUUGCGCCCGAUCCAUCAGAAUACCGUGGACCCCCAAGCCAGAACCCGGAAACGACUCCGGAUUUCGCGGUCGGUCCAUUUGCGGGAGACUCGUCGGCGAAGUCGGAAGGAAAGUCGUCCGCGUAGUCGGCAUCUGUUGGCCCCGCCCCCAAAUAGAUGUACAUUUCCUUCGGUCUUUUUUUUUCUUCCUUCCUGUACAGUAUCAUAUUCGUAUACUUUUCCAUUCCUAGCGGCCUGCACCAUUGCAUUUACUUGGCGCAUUGGGCGUUGGAAAAGAAACAGGGUGGCUUUUCUGUGGGUUGCCGGUUGCCGGUUACUGGCCUUUGGCUCUC
This is a messenger RNA of Westerdykella ornata, 4693 nucleotides long. RefSeq names its product calcium-translocating P-type ATPase. NCBI's taxonomy places the organism in Eukaryota, Fungi, Ascomycota, Dothideomycetes, Pleosporales, Sporormiaceae. Gene Ontology annotation, biological process: calcium ion transmembrane transport; intracellular calcium ion homeostasis. Gene Ontology annotation, cellular component: membrane; intracellular membrane-bounded organelle. The transcript has a single exon. The coding region runs from base 234 to 4487 and encodes 1417 amino acids. Gene Ontology annotation, molecular function: P-type calcium transporter activity; ATP hydrolysis activity; ATP binding. The record is from RefSeq and is a predicted model, not a curated record.